Messenger RNA from Metarhizium acridum CQMa 102, 474 nucleotides. RefSeq names its product mitochondrial 54S ribosomal protein uL11m. Gene Ontology annotation, molecular function: structural constituent of ribosome; large ribosomal subunit rRNA binding. The record is from RefSeq and is a predicted model, not a curated record. Gene Ontology annotation, cellular component: mitochondrial large ribosomal subunit; ribosome. NCBI's taxonomy places the organism in Eukaryota, Fungi, Ascomycota, Sordariomycetes, Hypocreales, Clavicipitaceae. Gene Ontology annotation, biological process: translation.
AUGUCCAAAGCCAAGGGCGCAACUGGCGCCGUUGAGCAGGUGGUCAAAUUGAUUGUUGGAGCCGGCCAGGCGAGUCCCAGUCCGCCGGUUGGUCCUGCACUGGGAAGUAAGGGUGUCAAGUCGAUGGAUUUCUGCAAGGAGUUCAAUGCCAGGACCGCACACAUAACCCCCGGCACGCCGAUGCCUUGUCGAGUUACUGUUCGACCAGACAGAUCUUUCCACUUUGAUCUGCGGACGCCACAAACUUCAUGGCUUCUUCUGAAUGCUGUCGAAGCACCGCGGAAUAAGAAAGGAAACAGAAAGGGUGCCAGCAAACCAGGCCACGAGACGGUCGGAACCAUCAGUUUGAAGCAUGUGUACGAAAUCGCAAAGAUCAAGCAGUCAGAAUUACGACUCUCCGGUCUCUCCUUAGAGGGACUAUGCAGGUCAAUCAUUUAUCAAGCGAGGUCGAUCGGUAUCAACGUUGUAGCAUAG